Diaporthe citri is the source of this 951-nucleotide messenger RNA. RefSeq lists its product as uncharacterized. The transcript is spliced from 3 exons. Bases 1 to 951 code for a protein of 316 amino acids. The record is from RefSeq and is a predicted model, not a curated record. Lineage: Eukaryota; Fungi; Ascomycota; Sordariomycetes; Diaporthales; Diaporthaceae.
AUGCCUGCACCCAAGCUUAUCUUUGGCGCCGGCCUCUUCACCAAGGACUACGGCUACAACUCUGCCGAGGACGUCAAGCCAUGGCUCGACGUCCUGCUGGACAACAAGGCGAAGGGUCUGGUCAACGAGAUUGACACCGCGGCUGCUUAUCAGCAAUCCGAGGGGUACCUGGGCGAGCUCAAGUUCCCGUCACACUUCGAAAUUGGCACCAAGGUCUUUGGCGGGGCCAAUCCGGCCCAGCCCGCCACCAAGGACGCCGUCGUCGCCCAGGCCAAGGACAGCUUGAGCAAGCUAGGCGUGCAGCAGAUCGACAUUCUUUUCAUACAUUGCCCCGACCGCCGUGUCUCGUUUGAAGACACGCUCUCGGGAGUCGACGCCCUCUACAAAGAGGGCGCCUUCAAGCGCUUUGGCCUCGCCAACUACACCCCAGAUGAAGUCGAGGAGGUCCUCAAGAUCUGCAACGAGAAAGGCUUCGUGCUUCCAUCCGUCUUCACGGGUAGCUAUAGCGCGGUCGCCCGUCUGCCAGAGGACCGACUGUUGCCCCUCCUCCGCAAGCAUAACAUCGCCUUCUAUGCCUAUAGCCCCAUUGCAGGUGGUUUUCUGGCCAAGAAAUCUCAGGAGUUCCGUGACCAAUCGUUUGCUGGCCGUUGGGACAAGUCGGCCAUGUUGGGCAUGGUUUAUCAGUUUAUGUAUAACAAGCCCAACGCCCUGGAGGCGCUGGACAAGUGGCACGAGAUUGCUGCUGCCGAGGGCAUUCCGGCUGCAGAGUUGGCCUAUCGCUGGGUGGUCCACAACUCUGCGCUGGAUGGUUCAUUGGGUGAUGGGAUCAUCAUCGGCGCAUCGUCUCUUGAGCAGUGGAACAGCAACAUUGCUGCGAUUCAAAAAGGGCCCCUGAGCGCAGAGACCGCGGCCAAGAUUGAUGCACUCUGGGGACCGGGCCUUAAGGCGUGA